AGUUCGAAUUGUCUAGUGUGCGUCUGUAGUUCUCUGCAUGUAUCGGGGAUGAGAAGGGAAGAAAAUACUAGAAAGCGACAGCGGAUAAUGCAUCUAUAAACGUUUAUUGGAUUAGUAUAUGGAAAGGCUCCGUCAGACAAAAGCAAGAAAAGAGACCGAUCUUGAUCGCGUUGGGCAUCCAGCAAGAACUGACCAGAUCACUGUGACCUGAAUGUAACACACAUAGCGUAACCUGAUCAAGGAUCAUUUUUUUUCAUCGAGAAGACCAAUCAACAAAAGAGACUCAAAAGCUGAUGAAACCCGUCACAUGUCACGUCUAUGAAUCCCCCUUUCUGUGAGUUAGUUCCUUUUUGUUGCUGACUUGUUCUUCAGCAGAGGUUAUAUUGUUCAGCUUCCUGCCUGUUGUAUCGAUUAGAGCAACUAUGAGUUCUCACGACUCGGAGGUGUACACCGUGGCUCCGGAGAUGCCGGCCAUGUUUGACGGGGUGAAGCUGGCUGCAGUGGCCACUGUCUUAUACAUUAUUGUGAGGUGCCUGAACCUGAAGAGCCCCACCGCUCCCCCAGACCUCAUCUACCAGGACACAGCCCUCAACCGCUUCCUGCUUAAGUCCUGCCCUCUCCUGACCAAAGAGUACAUUCCUCCUCUUCUGUGGGGGAAAAGUGGACAUUUACAGACGGCCUUGUAUGGGAAGAUGGGCAGGGUUAGUUCACCACAUCCAAAUGGCCAUCGCAAGUACCUUCCCAUGCAUGAUGGGGCCACAGCCACCUUUGACCUCUUUGAGCCCCUGGCAGACCAUCAAACUGGAGAUGAUGUUACCAUGGUGAUAUGCCCAGGAAUUGGAAACCACAGUGAGAAGCACUACAUCCGCACUUUUGUAGAUUAUUCUCAGAAACAGGGCUACAGAUGUGCUGUGCUCAAUCACCUAGGAGCCUUACCAAACAUUGAGCUCACAUCUCCACGCAUGUUCACCUAUGGCUGCACCUGGGAGUUUGCAGCCAUGGUGGGCUACAUUAGGAAGGCUUAUCCCCAGACCCAGCUUAUAGUGGUGGGGUUCAGCCUUGGUGGGAACAUUGUCUGCAAGUAUCUGGGAGAGAGUCGUGCCAAUCAGGAGAGAGUGCUGUGCUGUGUUAGCGUCUGCCAGGGCUACAGCGCACUCAGGGCACAGGAGACAUUCCUGCAGUGGGAUCAGUUCCGACGCUUCUAUAACUUCCUGAUGGCAGACAACAUGAAGAAGAUCAUUCUGUCCCACAGGGAUAUGUUGUUUGGGGCAUUUUCCAGUAAAAUAUCAGAUAUAGAUCUGAGUAAGCUCUACACUGCCACAUCCCUUAUGCAGAUUGAUGACAACAUCAUGAGGAAAUUCCAUGGGCACAAUUCCCUAAAGGAGUACUAUGAAAAAGAAAGCUGUGUGCACUAUAUCCACAAUGUAAAUGUUCCACUGCUGCUGGUGAACUCAGCUGAUGAUCCCCUCGUGCACGACUCUCUGCUCACCAUCCCUCGUACUCUUGCGGAAAAGAAAGAGAACGUUAUCUUUGCUCUGACACUCCACGGUGGGCACCUGGGCUUUUUCGAGGGUGCCGUGCUAUUUCCUCAGCCACUCACCUGGAUGGACAAAGUGAUAGUGGGUUAUGCCAAUGCCAUCUGCCAGUGGCUGAAACAGAAACCGGCAUGCCAAAAUGGGCAGUCCAGCGAGAAGCAGUGCCCACAGAGUUAACCUUGACCUCGCCCUUACUUUCUACACUGUGCCACUUUCCCAAAUUCACCACAUGGACCACCAUCAUGACCACCACCAAACCUUCCUGACCAAUGCCACCUUACAUUUUAUUGUGUCAGUGCAUUCACCCUUACAGAAACAGUUCUAUACUGGGGAACAGUGUACAGUUUACACAUACACCAAACGAUUUAGACAUUACUGAGCGAGAGACUUGAAUAAGCGACACAAUGACCAAAAAAAAAGAGGAGGUAAUGUGUUUAAGUUUAGAGGAAGGCCAUCUUUGGCGUACUUUUUCUUAAAUAAACAACAGGUGAAUUAGAUCAGUGUAUCUAUCUUACAGAUUAAACUGUUGAAAAAGGGAACUAUGCUCAACUUAUCACUGCUUAGUAGAGGAGAGUCAUCACAACUAGCUAUAAAUAUAGUGCUUUUUGCAUUGAUCUAUGUAAUCUCACUCUGUGGAAAGUGACUGUUAUGCAGGCACUGUGUGCUUAUUGCCAUGAAAGCUAAGUUGUUUGAGGCUGUUUUGCUUUAGCGGAAAAGUUCUUUCACAGGUCUGGUCACGUAGUCAGAAGAAACCAAGUCAUGUCUCUCUGCCAGGAAUACUUAAUGAUUUAAGGCACUUAAAUGAUGAAUCCUGCAGAUAAAGAAAUCAGAUUACUCUCAACUUGAUUCUGCAUACCAAAUCAGUCAUAAGUUGGAUCCAAACACAUUCCUAUGGUUUCCCCAGUGUGAUAACUUUUGUUUCCUUGUUUUAUUGAAGCACUUUAUACUUUUGCCAUAAUAUUUUUUUUUGUAAGAUUCUGAGUUUUGAGGGUUUUGACAAUGCUAGAUAGAGUAAGAGCAUUUAGGAGGGAGACGUUGAUGACUCUUCAGUUAAAUGACUCAGUGAUCCCUCCUGUUGACCAAAGUACGUUCAUUUUCUUCAGUGGUGCAUGUGUAAAUGCUCUUUUUUUUUGCAUGUACAUUCCAUUGAAGUCAUGUACACCUUUUAUUUGGUCCCUAGAGUUAACAGAAUAACAUCAGGAAUUGAUUUGUCACUGCUUAUACUACACACAUUUUUUUUUUCUUUCUGUUUUUACUAGAUGGGGACCCAGUGGGAGACACAAGUAUCAAAGCUCAUGUCUGUGAAAACUGGCUCUUAGCUGCCUUUGGCACUUGUUGUGUUUUUGUGUUAGCUCUGAGCCGUACCGUGCACUGAGUAUCUAGGUUUUUACACGUGUCAUAUUGUAAUAUAGCCCCGUUGGACUUCGGUCCAGGUUCUCUUGUGUUGUGACAGGAAGCUGUACUAGGACCUUUGGGACAUGAUGGUUUAUCUACAGAUGAGUUGAGAUGAUUUUCUCUGUAUGCGUCAUGCAGAGUAACUGUUAGAAUAGGAUGACAGCGGUGGAAUACCGACAGCAGUAGCGAGAUGACAGCAGGUUCGAAGCGAAGACUUUUGCACGAUAAGGUUAUACAGCUGUGCUGUGAAUAUAGUCACCACCCACGUUCUCAAUUGUGAUAUUGACUUUAAAGGCAAUUAUGUGUACUAAUUAUCUGUUACUACAUGCAUAUUUUGAGAUCUCUCACAAAUGAAGAUAUCCUUUGACAGACUCAGAUAGGGGGAGUUUUUUGAAGCAGAAGUAGGAGACUGACAUUCAAGAUACAGUGUAAAGUUAUUCAGAAAUGAUUUGAUGGUUUCACUUCAUUAUUGUAUCAAGUCAUGAGCUCGCCACACUCAUUUUGUAGUUUUCUGUGGAAACAUGUGCCCACAGUCUCGAUAGCAGUGAUUGUCUUCCAAGUAUGGUUGCAGCACAGAGUCUCCUAUUGCCUGACUACAUACACCAUACUUCUGUGAUGGUUUGGACAUUUUAACGUGUGAGAUAUUGCCCUCACCCUAACUUAAAUUCCUUGGGUAAGCCUUAGUGAACGUGAUUUGUAAAUUUAAGAGAAGAAUCUGAGUGGAGUCGACCAUUCUAUGAUUUGUUGUGUCAUCCCAAAACUAUCAUUUUGGGCACCUGACUCAUUUGUAUAACGAGGACCCCUACUGGUGACUUGAUAUGGGAGCAACAUUGCUUUGAAGAAUAGGACAGUUUUUACGUUUGCUGUUGUGAAGAUCAGCUCUGCUGAGCUGCCAUAACAACCACACAUAGUUGAAUUCUAUCAGACCAUUUGUUGCCGUUGAUUCUAAGUGUUGUAUCUUAGAAACUGAAGCCAGCACUAUGUCAUUUUAACAUCACGGGCACCCCCUGUUGUCGGACUUUUGACAUUACACAGUACCUCUGGACUGGAAAUAGGCCUAGGCCUACAUGUUUGAUCAUUUGUGUCUUUGAAAUCUAAUAUUCAAGGACCUGUAACAACACAGGGCAUUUGCAUGGAAUGUGUAUUUCAACACUUUAUUGCAUUGAUUGUGACAGGGUAGUGAGGCCGGUCCAUGGAGAUUAUCUGUCUAUACCUGAUCUAUUUGGCCUCAAACACCAGCACAAAUCUAGAUUCUGAUAUAACUUGAUCAAACAAGUAUGCCUUCGUAGUAAUAGAGAGAGGUGUUGUGUCAAAAUGAGAGUAUGGUGAAGGUGCAACUUUUCUGUUUUCUAAAACUGUUUUUGAAUUUUUUUUUUUUUUUUUACUUCAAAUCCUAAUUAGCAACUUUUUUGUCAUAUUUAGUUUGAAAAGGAUGUAUUAUCUGCAUAUUUAUAUGAUUUUUCUUUUGCCCUGGAUGUAAAGGGCCAUGUAAUAUAGCAGUAAGUAUAGUUUGCUUGUGUUAAAGAGAAUCUCUGUUGAGCUAUGGGUGGACCCUGUCCACACCAACAGAGCUCACGAUUCAGUAAUGACCUAGAGACACUGGGAGCCCUCACUGAACUCAGCCUAGUAAUCAACUCAUUUAUAACAGGCCGAUGUUUUCAAUGAGUGAAAAAACCUUCAUGAAACUUUUAUUUUGGCACUAAUAACAGCAUAAUAACAACAUGCCGUAAAACGAAAUGACAAGUGUGUUUUUGUUCAUGAAAACAAAUGUUGUGUGAAUAAUUUAUGAAAAUACGGUUAUUGUGUUCCAAAAAUAAAUUAUUUUCUCGUAAA
Molecule: messenger RNA, 4763 nt
Organism: Chanos chanos (milkfish)
Lineage: Eukaryota; Metazoa; Chordata; Actinopteri; Gonorynchiformes; Chanidae
Gene: abhd2a
Product: abhydrolase domain containing 2, acylglycerol lipase a
Exons: 11
Coding region: 423-1712 (429 amino acids)
Biological process (GO): medium-chain fatty acid biosynthetic process; medium-chain fatty acid catabolic process; acylglycerol catabolic process
Cellular component (GO): sperm flagellum; sperm plasma membrane
Molecular function (GO): monoacylglycerol lipase activity; acetylesterase activity
Source: RefSeq, a predicted model, not a curated record